This is a messenger RNA of Fusarium graminearum PH-1, 939 nucleotides long. RefSeq lists its product as uncharacterized. The record is from RefSeq and is a predicted model, not a curated record. NCBI's taxonomy places the organism in Eukaryota, Fungi, Ascomycota, Sordariomycetes, Hypocreales, Nectriaceae. The transcript has a single exon. Bases 1 to 939 code for a protein of 312 amino acids.
AUGACCACCAAGGUGGUUAUCUUUUUUCAUACACUUGAGGCGCCAAACGUUCAACUGCAAUACGCACAAGAAGCUUUCAAACAUUUUGCUAAAGCCAGUGGAACUCAUUCAUCAGAGAUUUGGGAUCGAAGAAAGAACCCGGCACCUUACCGUGAUGAUUUUCUCCAAGAACUGAUAUUCGGCAAAGCUUACUCUCGAUGCACUCUAGAGGUAAGAGAGCGGCAUGCGAACACUCUGGUGACCGAGUUGUUGUUUAUUCUUAUCGAUUUGUUACCCUGGCUUUCACACCUGGCUAUCGAUGCCUCGGUUCAUCAAACAGUUGAUCAGAUACAAGCCCUCAAGGCCCUGGGGGUCUCUCAUCUACCGCUGAGACGCAUUGAGGUCAAAGGAGCUCUCUACACAGGAUGGCUCUCAUCACAAAUCAUCAUCCACUCAUCGUAUCUCCAGCAUUUAAGCUUAUAUCAUGGGACGUCGCUGCCCGAGAUGCUGCAUCUCCACACCCUCCAUCUCCGGAAGUUUCGAAUGAGUAUCGAGCAACCCAAAUCCAUGAUUUCUUCCUGUAUUGGUCAACUAGGAACCUUUACGUACGAGACUUCGGAGAUAGUCGCCCGCCACAUCGAUCAAAACUCCUCCUUCAUGAUACAAGCUCAUGAUGCUAUUCAGGCUCUUGAAACACAUAAUAAAAGCCUCGAGUCGCUCCAUCUUGACCUCCGUAUCCGGACUCACGUGAGUCGGGAUACAAAGAUUGGGCCAAAGCCAGUUCUGAAAUACUUCACAGCGUUACAGAAACUCUUUAUCAACACUGACGCAGUAUACAACACCCAAAGCUUUGAGUCACAGUUGUCCAAUGACGUGCCACUCACCCAAUUUCUCCCUCCCAACAUUGUGUCUCUUCAUCUCGUGGAACUUGACAUCCCCUCCUCUUCUGAACGUUUAUAG